GCACCCUCCGACCCGGCCAUCGCCGAGGCUCCGACGGCAACCCAUCCAUCUCUCUACGCGCGCCUAAAGCCCUUGUCUAUUUCGGAUAAUCCUCUCUUAUUCUACCCACAAGAACACCACAAUCCUUCCAAAACCUCUAGUAUUUGAGCUCGAAAUGGCUCCCUCCAACCUCCUUUCCCCUGCCACCACCGCCAUCGGCGAUUUCCACCUCCCGCCUAGGGUUUUCCUCCAUUCUCGCCGGGGCACCGCAGCUGCCCUCUUGCAACUACGCCGGGCUUCCGUUCCCCUUCGGUCCCGAUCCAAUCCGCCGAGGAAAACCCCUCCUUUCCGUCGAUCUUUCGUUGUCUUGCAGAAGCUCGACGCCGAUAGGAAUGGCGGCGGCAGCGGUGGUGAUGAUUUCAUCACUAGGGUUCUGAAAGAGAACCCUAGCCAGGUGGAACCUAAAUUCCUGGUCGGCGAUCGGUUUCUUACGCUGAGGGAGAAGCAGAGAUCUGGUAAAGCUCCCGAAUUUAGAGUACAUCAGUUGUUGAAGCGGUUGCUGGGUGAGUCGGGGGUUAAAAAGGAAGGAGAUGAGGGUGGUGGGGAUAGAGGAGGGGAGGCGUCCAGCCCAGUGUAUCUUAAGGACAUUCUCCGGGAGUUCAGGGGCAAACUUUAUGUGCCGGAGGAGGUGUUCAAGGGGAAUUUGUCUGAAGAGGAGGAGUUUGAGAGGAAUUUGAAGGAGCUUCCAGCGAUGAGGUUCGAGGAUUUUCAGAAACAUCUGGUGGCUGGAAAGAUUAAGCUGCUGACAUCAAGAUCGGAGGUUGGGAGUCCUCCUGAUAUUGGGUAUAGAGACUUUGUUGUCGACUUGAAGGAGAUUCCUGGGGACAAAAGUAUACAGAAGACUAAAUGGACAAUUAGGUUAAGUGCGAGCCAAGCACGGGCAGUCAUGGAGGAAUACAUGGGUCCACAAUAUGAGAUCGAAAAGCAUACCACGUCUUAUGUUGGGAAAUUACUAGCAUACCCUCACCCCGUGGCCUCCUCUAUAUCUAGCAGAGUGAUGGUUGAACUUGGGAUGGUAACAGCUUUGAUAGCUGCUGCAGGAGCAGUGAUUACGAGUUUCAUGGCAUCUGCAGUUUUUGCUGUAACCAGUUUCUUAUAUGCUGCUACUUUAUAUGUUGUCUGGCCUUUGGCCAGACCUUUUGUCAAGCUUGCUCUUGGUAUUGUCUUCAAUAUUGCUGAAAGGAUUUGGGAAUACAUUAUUGAUAUAUUCAGUGAGGGAGGGAUUUUUUCAAAGAUAUAUGAGUUUUACACUUUUGGCGGUGUUUCUGCUAGCCUCGAGAUGCUGAAACCAAUCAUGUUAGUUUUUGUGACAAUGGUUCUUCUUCUUCGGUUUACUUUGUCAAGGAGGCCAAAGAACUUCAGGAAAUGGGAUAUAUGGCAAGGUAUUGAAUUUGGACAAUCCAAGCCACAGGCCCGAGUUGAUGGUUCUACAGGAGUCAAAUUUAGUGAUGUGGCUGGGAUUGACGAAGCAGUUGAGGAACUCCAGGAGUUGGUUAGAUAUUUGAAGAAUCCAGAAUUAUUUGACAAGAUGGGAAUUAAACCUCCUCACGGCGUUCUUUUGGAAGGUCCUCCUGGAUGUGGAAAGACUCUUGUUGCAAAGGCUAUUGCGGGUGAAGCCGGGGUACCAUUCUAUCAAAUGGCUGGUUCUGAGUUUGUUGAAGUCCUAGUUGGCGUUGGUUCUGCUCGAAUUCGGGAUCUUUUUAAGAGAGCCAAAGUAAACAAACCAUCAGUUGUGUUUAUUGAUGAGAUUGAUGCAUUGGCAACUAGGCGCCAGGGGAUUUUCAGUGAGUCAACUGAUUACCUUUAUAAUGCUGCAACACAAGAGAGAGAGACUACGCUUAACCAGCUCUUGAUAGAGCUUGAUGGUUUUGAUACUGGAAAGGGUGUUAUAUUCUUGGGUGCUACCAAUCGUAUGGAUUUGUUAGAUCCAGCACUUCUUCGACCUGGCCGCUUUGACCGCAAGGUAAGAAUCCGCCCACCGGGAGCAAAAGGGCGAUUGGACAUCUUGAAAGUUCAUGCUCGCAAGGUCAAGAUGUCACCAACUGUUGACCUGUCAACUUAUGCUCAAAAUUUGCCUGGUUGGACGGGAGCUCAGUUGGCACAACUGGUGCAAGAGUCUGCUUUAGUGGCUGUCAGAAAUCGACAUGAUUCAAUUCUCCAGUCUGACAUGGAUGAUGCAGUUGACCGGCUGACAGUAGGACCUAAACGUUUGGGAAUUGAAUUAGGUCAUCAAGGGCAAUGCCGGAGGGCUGUGACUGAGGUUGGAGUAGCAAUAACAUCCCAUUUGUUGAGACGAUAUGAAAAUGCAAAAGUUGAAUUCUGUGAACGUAUUUCAAUCAUUCCUCGUGGCCAGACGCUCUCUCAAAUUGUAUUUCUUCAUCUUGAUGAAGAGUCAUACAUGUUUGAAAGGCGGCCACAGUUACUGCAUCGUCUUCAGGUACUAUUAGGAGGAAGAGCUGCUGAAGAGGUUAUUUAUGGUCGAGACACAUCAAAAGCAUCCUUGAAGUAUCUUGAAGAUGCAACUUGCCUUGCUCGUAAAAUUUUAUGCAUUUGGAACUUGGAGAAUCCUAUGACCAUACAUGGAGAGCCUUUUCCUUGGAUAAAGAAACCAAGCUUUGUUGGUCCUCGUUUGGAUUUUGAAGGAUCGCUCUAUGAUGACUAUGGUCUUAUUGAACCUCCAAUUAACUUUGAUUUGGAUGACCGAGUUGCUCAGAGAACUGAAGAGCUGAUGCGUGGCAUGUAUGGGAAAACAAUUUCUAUGUUGAGAAGGCAUGCUGCAGCCCUUCUGAAAACAACAAAGGUUCUUCUGGAUAAUAAGGAGAUCAGCGGAGAUCAAAUUGAGUUCAUUCUAAAUAGCUAUCCAGCUGAUACUGCAGUAAAGCUUGUUUUAGAGGAGAAAAAUCCAGGAAGCCUGCCCUUGUUUGAGGUGGAUGGGGACCGUGAUAUGGUGCUGUCCCCCUUGCUCCCCAUGAAAGAGGCAGCACAGUGACAUGGUCAUGGCAUGACUCUAGGCUGAUAUCUUCUAACUAACUACAAAGUCCAUGCCAAUGUAGCAAGAUAUGUCGAGACUCUGCAUCAUCCAGUGGUUGGUGGUGGCAUGAAACAGAUGCAGCUGACUUUUCUUUCUUCGGAUUCGAUGUGAAAAAUGAAUUCUCUGCCAGUGGAGAAGAGAGAGAUCAUGAGAGCCACCAGGUUUCAUGAUUGUCAUUUUUCCAUACUGGCAACGGUGUUUUGGUUGGCUUGUUUUGAUUGCCAACAAUCUCUUCUGCUUGAGCUUAAAUCACUAAUUUCACCACAUCAGAUGAGUUUUCAUCUCGACAGGAUAUUGUUUUUCGCUGAUAUUGGUACAUUAACCGGAGCUGCAUCUUCUGAGCCUCACAUUUCUGAAAAUGGAACAUGGAGAUUGAAGAACCAGAUGUUGGCAGAGGGUCAAACCUCCUGAGCUGGCGUUCUUUUUGAAAGGCUUUGCUUUCUAUUACUGGAACCUCCCAAAGGUUAGAUAUUCCUGAACAUGCAUUGGCUUGUCCGAUUACUGUUUAAUAGCUUCUUACCUGUUUUGAAGCUCUAAUUUUAUUAAGCGAAUUGGACGAAACCCCUGCAUACGAUGGUCCAGUUAAGAGUUUAAACCUAUUAUCUCAAGUCUGAAGUCAUCAUGUUCUGCACUCUGUUUAUCUAAAUUCAAUCCAUUAAUUUAAAGGUGG
Messenger RNA from Phoenix dactylifera (date palm), 3740 nucleotides. RefSeq names its product FtsH extracellular protease family (gene FTSHI1). Lineage: Eukaryota; Viridiplantae; Streptophyta; Magnoliopsida; Arecales; Arecaceae. The record is from RefSeq and is a predicted model, not a curated record. Gene Ontology annotation, molecular function: metalloendopeptidase activity; ATP binding; ATP-dependent peptidase activity. Gene Ontology annotation, biological process: proteolysis; protein import into chloroplast stroma. Gene Ontology annotation, cellular component: chloroplast.